Molecule: messenger RNA, 1420 nt
Organism: Paramecium tetraurelia
Lineage: Eukaryota; Ciliophora; Oligohymenophorea; Peniculida; Parameciidae
Exons: 6
Biological process (GO): regulation of signal transduction
Cellular component (GO): endoplasmic reticulum membrane
Source: RefSeq, a predicted model, not a curated record
AUGAAUAAUUUAUUGGCUAUCUUCCUAAUUACAUUAAAUGUAAUAAAUGCAUUUGAAUUGGAUGUUUAUAGAAUGGUAGGCAUUGAAUAAGAUCAAUUUUGGAGUGGAAGUAAGAUAGCUUCUUUCUAAUUGCUCACGACUCAUUGGUCAGAAUUGUCAUCAAGAAAAGUGGCAUUAAUUAAAUUUUCAGAGAUUAAUCCUAAUUCAAUAUCUGAAUUGCUUACUAACAAACCUAAUGGCGUUUUGAUAAUUCUGGAUCAAUUAUCACAAGAUAAUGAAUCCCAAGUUUGGGACUUAAUCACAACUGAUUUAGGUCCAAAGGGAGCAACAAUCCCCAUUUAUUUCACUUAUGAAACUGAGACUAUUAGCAAUCAUUAUAAGGAAAUUCAAAGUGAAACUGAAUAGGAAUAUUAAUUAUAAGUCACAAGCGUAGAUUAAAAGCAAAUUCUUACUUUGGAAGAUUCAUAUAAUUUAUUAGAAAGCAUCUCUAACUUUAAGUAAAACAAUCCUUCAACUCUAAUUGUGUUAGGAAUUGAUGAGAAUUUACCUUCAGCCGAAAUAACAAUUCCAAUAAAUAGAUUUGGAAUUCAAUCAUCUAUCUUCUUUAAGAUUGCUAGAGAGUUUAAAUAUUAGUAAAGAUUGAAUCGAAACAUAAUAUUUUAUAUUUCAACUUCCUAAACUUUAGAUGAAUAUGGACUUAAGUAAUUCUAUAAGAAAUAGGAAUAUCAACGAAUUCUAUCCACAAUAGACACGAUAAUAAUCUUCGAUUAAAUUAGACAAAAUGAAAAACUACACGUUGAAGUCAGUUCCUAACUUUUAACUUAAGUUAAAGCAGAGUUGACUUAGCAUGAUGCAACAAUUGAGGAAGCUGAAACUACCAACAUUUCCAAUAAAGAAAUAGAUACAAUCAGAAUAUAUACCUAGAAAUAAAUCAAGAUUUUGGCUCCAUAAAAUUCUACGAAUUUGCAAGACAAUCAGUAAAUUGUACUCAAUUUGGUGAGUUAAUUGAUUGAUGGAAAGCCUUAUGAACAAUAACACCAAGAUCAAUUAUUUGAUUAAGCUUUGAUAUAAUUUAUCAAUACACCAAAUAGACAUCCUGCAAAUCUGUAAAAGGACUCAAAAUUCAUUAAUGAUUUAAACUCUUUAUUAAGAUAAUUAUUUAAACAUACAACUAAAAUGCAGUACAUUGUGAAAGAUAGAAAAUUCUUUACAUCAUCUCAAUUGAAAGGACAAAUUAUCAAGUUUUAUUCAGCAUUUAUUGAUUUGUAUCUCAUCUUAGGAGUGGGUGCAUGGCUAGUAGUAAUUUAUGGAAUAGCAAAAUAUGUUCCAUUAUUUAGAGUUGAAUUGAAUGCUAAUAAAAAAAGAAAGUGAUUUAUUUAUCAAUGUAAAUAAAUUUUAUUUGUUAUAAUUUUAAUAAAAA